This is a messenger RNA of Hemicordylus capensis (graceful crag lizard), 9163 nucleotides long. It is a transcript of the gene RAB27B, whose product is annotated as RAB27B, member RAS oncogene family. Bases 435 to 1088 code for a protein of 217 amino acids. The transcript is spliced from 6 exons. Gene Ontology annotation, molecular function: GTPase activity; GTP binding. Gene Ontology annotation, cellular component: melanosome; secretory granule. Gene Ontology annotation, biological process: positive regulation of exocytosis; melanosome transport. The record is from RefSeq and is a predicted model, not a curated record. Lineage: Eukaryota; Metazoa; Chordata; Lepidosauria; Squamata; Cordylidae.
ACAAGGCUGAUUUGCCUGGGGUACGUCCUUUACAUCCGUGUGGACACUCACAGGGAGGGAACGCCUUUUCCCUCCUCUCAACCUUUCCAGAGUAGACAGAAGCUGCUGUGAGCUCAGCUCUGAGGGGAGGCGCUCAGCUCAAAGCAGGGUUGAGCUGUCUGCGGCUCGGCUGUUCUGACAGCAAGAGAGAAAUAUCACCUUCCUGGACUGGGAGGCCAGAGAGUUUUCCUCCCUUCUGGUGCCGCCUUCAGUGUUUUCACGGAUUGCUGGGUUGCUCUGGGUGGGACAGUCUUUUGCCUAUGAGGAGUUGACUGUGCGGGAGUCCCUUGGGAAGGUGCAGCAAGAACUGCAUUUGGUCACCGGACACCAAAUCCACAGGAAAGAACAGCUGCAAGCACUGGUACAUCCAGGUCAGCACGUUCAAGGUCAGCACUAUGACUGAUGGGGACUAUGACUACCUAAUCAAACUCCUGGCCCUCGGGGAUUCUGGGGUUGGGAAGACAACUUUUUUGUAUAGAUACACAGACAACAAGUUCAACCCAAAGUUCAUCACCACAGUAGGAAUCGACUUCCGGGAAAAACGUGUGGUGUACAAUAGCAGAGGGUCCAAUGGAUCUCCUGGGAAAGCCUUUAAGGUUCAUCUGCAAUUGUGGGACACAGCUGGGCAAGAAAGAUUCAGAAGUCUCACGACAGCGUUUUUCAGAGAUGCCAUGGGCUUCUUGUUAAUGUUUGAUCUCACCAGUCAACAGAGCUUCUUAAAUGUCAGAAACUGGAUGAGUCAAUUACAAGCAAAUGCAUACUGUGAGAACCCAGAUAUAGUAUUAAUUGGAAAUAAAGCUGACCUGUCAGAUCAGAGGGAAGUCAAUGAGAGACAAGCAAAAGAUCUUGCAGACAAAUAUGGCAUCCCAUACUUUGAAACGAGCGCAGCUACUGGCCAAAAUGUGGACAAGGCAGUGGAGACACUCUUGGACUUGAUAAUGAAGCGCAUGGAGCAAUGUGUGGACAAGACUCAAGUAUCUGAGACUGCCAACGGGGGAAAUUCGGGGAAGCUGGAUUCAGCAAAAUCAGAGAAGAAAUGUGCUUGUUGAUUUGUCCCUGUGACUGAAGAGAGUGUGUGAGAAAAUGUCCAAUCAGCAAAUGGCAGACCAAUCGCUAAAUUCGACUCUGGAAGCUCUUCUGGGCCAAGUGCGGCUGCUGCUGUUAUCUUAAAGCAAGCCUGACUUCAGAUGUUGAGAGAUUCAUGACUCUGUAUUUGCACAGAAUGCUCCCAGUUACAAUGCCAUCUUCACUGAAAAUCUAAAGGCUCUCAUUUUCUCAAUUACAAUUAGGCUACUAGAGGAAAGAUUUAUAUUUGGGAGAAGAUUGUUGAAAAGUUAGGAGAUGACUCUACAAUAAGCCAAGGGGACACCCUUGUAGGCCUGUGCCAUCUCUUCUGAUCCAGUUGCCUUCUAUUACAAUGUACAUUAUGCAUUUGCUAAGGUCAGUUCAUAAAAAGCAAACAGAUAUUGAGUCUGGCUUGUUCUAAAUGUAUUUUUUUAAUGCAAAGUUAACAUUGCUGUUGCAUUCCAUUGAACGAAUUCUUGAUGAGCUUAGAGCAUGAAGAAAAUAGUGGGAUCUUCUUCCAAAAUAAAAUCAGGGAAUUGUGUGAUCUUACUAUGAGAUAAUCAAGGUAAGAUUGGUGGGAUCUGGACUAGAGGAAGAAAGAGGUGGCCAGAAAUUCCAGGACUACAUUGGAAGGUAGCAGGCAUAUCAUAGGGCAAAUAAUUUUGGCUCUAAACUAAAAGGUUACUUGCCCUUCAGAACACAGGCCAGAAGGUGGGCUAUCUUUCCCCCAAGAGUAAACCUCUCAAAGAACUCCAAAAGGUUGGUGAGGCAAGAUUUACCUUUGUAGAAGCCAUGCUGGUUCUCCUUCAGCAAGGCCUGUUCUUCUAUAUGCUUAACAAUUUUAUCUUUGAGUAUGCUUUCCAUCAGUUUGCCCGGCCCAGAUGUUAACCUAACUGGCCUGUGAUUUCCCGGAUCCCCCGGGUCCCUUUUUGAAAAUUGGUGUUACACUGGCUACUUUCCAGUCCUCUGGUACAGAGCCUGACUGUGGGGAUAAGUUACAUAUUUUUGCAAGGAGGUCAGCAAGUUCACAUUUGAGUUCUUUAAGGACUCUUGGAUGGAUGCCGUCUGGCCCUGGCAAUCUGUUAAUUUUUUAUUUUUCCAUACAGUUUCGAACGUCAUCUCUCAUCUCCUCUCUCUGACUCUUCUUUAGCCUCUGUCCCUGAGAAGCCCAGUUCAGGCACAGGUAUGUGCUCAGUAUCCUCUGCUGUUAAGACAGGUGCAAAUAACUCGUUUAGCUUCUCUGCAAUCUUCAUAUCCUCCUUAACAAUCCCUUUCACUCCCUCAUCAUCCAAUGGACCAACUGCCUUCCUGGCAAGUUUCCUACUUCUGAUGUAUUUAAAAAAGCUUUUUUUAUUCCCCUUGAUGCUUUUAGCUAAAUGUUCCUCAAACUUUUUCUCCUCCCUUAUUGUCUCCUUGCAUUUCUUUUGCCAGAGUUCAUGUUCCUUUCUGUUCUCUUCAUUUGGGUAGGCCUUCCAAUUUCUGAAGGAAUUUUUGUUACCCUUUAUAGCUCCCUUGACUUUACUAAUGCUGGCAUCCCUCUCGAGUUGGUGGUACCUGUCCUCCUUUUUGGUAUACCUUCUAAGAGGGCUUCUAUUAUUGUGGUUUUAAAUAAACUCCAUGCAUUCUGGGGUGAAGUGACACUCUUUAUUUUCCCUUUUGGUUUUCUUUUCACCAAACUCCUCAUUUUAGAGAAGUUUCCUCUUCUGAAGUUCAAAGUGUCUGUGUUAGACUUCCUUGGUGAUUCUCUCCUGAAAUAUAUGAUGAAUUUGAUCACACUAUGAUCCCUGCUCCUUAAAGGUUCCACAACACUGCCAUCUCACACCAAGUCCUGGGCACCACUGAGGAUUAAGUCCAAGAUCGCUUUCUCUCUGGUUGGUUCCAUGACCAACUCUUCUAGGGUAUAGUCAUUCAUCGUAUAGAAAUUCAGCCUCUUUGUCAUGACUUGAAUGUGAAUUCACGCAGUCCAUGUGUGGGUAAUUGAAGUCACCCAUUAUUACAGCUCUGUCUCUCUUUGAUGCCUCCCUGAUUUCUUUCUGCAAUUCCCAAUCACUGUCAGCAUUUUGAUCAGGAGGGUGAUAGCAUGUUGCUAGUCACACAUUUCUUUUCAGGCCUUGUAUUGUUACCCACAGACUUUAUGUGGAGGACUCUGUUCAUUUUAGAUUUUCUAAUUUGUUAGAUUACAACCCUUCUUUAACAUACAGUGCUACUCCACCCGCAAUUCGCCCGUCCCUGUCCUUUCUAUAGAGGAAUCCAGUUCACAUAGUAUUCCUGGACUUUCAAAAAGCUUUUGACAAAGUUUCUCAUCAAAGAUGCUUGAGAAAACUUAGCAGGCAUGUGAUAAGGCGACAGGUUCAUGUGUGAAUUGAUAACUGGUUGAAGGACAGGAAACAGAGCAUAGGUUUAAAUGGAGAGCUCUAAAUAGAGGGAAGUAAGAAGUGGGAUCUAUUCUUGAACCAGUGCUUUUUAAAUUUAUUCAUAAAUAAUCUAGAAGUUGGAGUAAGCAGCAAGGUGGCCAAAUUCGCAGAUGACACCCAACUGUUUCGUGUACUGAAAUGCAAAACAGAUUCCAAGGAGCUCCAAAAGGAUCUCUCCAGAUUAGCAACAAAAUUGCAAAUGCGGUUGAAUGUUAGCAACUGUAAAGUGAUGCAUACUGGGGCAAAAAAAACCCCUCAACUUUGCAUAUACACUGAUGGGUUCUGAGCUGUCAGUGACUGAACAGGAGAUAAAUCUUGGGGUGGUGGUGGACAGCUCAUUGAAAGUGUUGACUCAAUGUGCAGCAGCUGUGAAAAAGGCCAAUUCCAUGCUAGGAAUGAUUUGGAAGGGGGUUGAAAAUAAAACUGCUAAUAUUAUAAUGCCAUUAUUUAAAAAAACUAUGGUGCAGCCACAUUUGGAGUACUGCGUACAGUUCUGGUCACCAUACCUUAAGAAGGACAUUGUAGAACUGGAAAAGGUGUUAAGAGGGCAGCCAAGGUAAUCAGGGGCCUAGAGCACCUUCCUUACAAGUAAGGCUACAAUACCUGGAGCUUUUUAGUUUAGUAAAAAGACGACUAAGGGGAGACAUAAUAGAGAGCUAUAAAAUUAUGCAUGGUGUGGAGAGAGAAAGUUUUCUCCCUGUCACACAUCACUAGUACCAGCGGUCCUCCCAUGAAACUGAUUACCAAGAAAUUUAGGACUGACAAAAGGAAGUACUUUUUCACACAAUGUACAAUCAACUUGUGGAAUUCUCUGCCACAAUAUGUGGUGACAGCCACCAACCUGGGUGGCUUUAAACAGGGUUUAGAGAAAUUCAUGGAAGACAAGUCUGUCAAUGGCUGUGAGUCUGAGGGCUAUAGGCCACUUCCAGCCUAAAAGGCAAGAUGCCUCUAAAUACCAGUUGCAGGGGAGCAACAGCAGGAGAGAGGGCAUGCCCUCAGCUCCUGCCUGUGGGCUUCCCAGAGGCAUCUGGUGGGUCACUGUGUGAAACAGGAUGCUGGACUAGAUAGGCCUUGGGCUUGAUCCAGCAGAACUGUUCUUAUGUUCUAGUACACACAAGGGAUUGAUAAAUAUUUUCUCAGGUGGCUUGAGAAUUGUGAUGGGUUUUGUGGACUUCCUUUUCUUUAGGGAGAAAAUGCAGGGCAUUCACUGAGAUUUUUUAACAUAAUCAUCUUGUGGUGAUAUUUACAAGUGAAUCGCUUCAUAAAUGUGCUGUGCUGGUUUGGCAAAUGGGACACCAAAAGCAAAACCUUGAUUUUAAACUGAAAUAUAUAUGGCUGGUGCCUUGAAACAUUAAAAAAAGGGGAGCAGAUGCCGAAGCGCCAGGGGAGGAUUCUGUUUGUGCAGCUGCCAAUUAGAGGUGUGAAUACCUUACAUCCAAAUGUGACCAAUCUACUAAAAUGUGUCUUCUGCAAUAAAAGCAGCCACGCCCCCCUUCUCGCCACCAUUUCUACAUGAUGACACUAAAAAGGGUCCUUUGGCAAGGCCACAGGGCAAUAUGGCUGGCUACAGUGGGCAGUUGCUCCAUCAGUGAGGGCAGCCCAGGAAAGAUAUUGAAAGAAAUGGUACAAAAGCACCAUGUCAUCCUUAUUGCCACCGUUGUCUUGACUAGGCUGGCCCAGGGCUUAUUCUGGAUUAAUGCAGACUAUAAAUGCACGGUCUUGUGUAUGCUCAGGAAGGCCAUGCUGUCCCUCUGUAACACGGCUAUGGAGGCUGACAACACUUUUGGAGAGUUGCAAUGAGAUUAAAAAAACCAACAACAUUGGCACGUGACAUGGCUUUCAUAAAUUUCCUGGGUGGUGUGUGUGUGCUUUCUCUCUCGACCUCCCCAAUGUUGUCCCUUGCUCCCGAAAGGGGUCUAACGAUGCCCUCUUAACCAGGAGCCUCUGUCCCCCACUCAUGAAGCCAUGCCUGCAGGACAACAUGAGCCGGUGCUUGUCUGUGGUAAAAGGCUGUGCUGAAAAUCUCCACAAGGAGGCGAGAAACGUGUGCUGGCAAAGUGGUAGCUGCUGGGAUGUUGUGAGCAGGAGACUGUGGGAGCACAAGUGGUUUGACCUGCGGUCGGACGGGAUGUUUCUUGUGAUUUCACAAAACCUUCUGAUUUUUUGCAAGUUCUGCUCUGGAAUGGGGCAUUGCCUCUGAGAGAGCCAGCUAGUCCCAUUCAGAACAUCCAUUCCUCACCCAGGGUGUGGGCUGGUGAUGGUUCUGUUAGAGCAUCCUGCUCCCAAGGGUGAAUCAGCGUGCCUUCCCUUAGGAUCCCUCUAUCUCUUAGGAAAGCCCGUGUUCCACACCUAAAGAGGUUCAGGCUUCACUGAGUGUAAAAUCCCUAUAAAUGGAAACAUUUGCUCCAGAGGGAGCCUGUGUGUUCUUAAUGUUUACAAACUCUUGAGUCUUGUUAAUAAGCUGCUAUUUUUUUUUUUAAGGCAACAUCUUUUUCUCUGCCAAAGGUUGCCUCUUGGCUGCCAGAGUUGGUUUCCUCAGUGCAACAGAAGCCACUUGUAUUUUAAUAUAGUUCUGCCUGAUAGGAAAGGAGGAAGAGACUGUUCACUUGGAUUCAGAAAGUGUGUGUUUGGGGUUUUUUUUAAUGGUACGGCUUGAUUUUGUGUGUUCAGUUUCCUUUUAAGAGAAUAGGGGCUUCUUGAUCCUUUUGGUGGGCUCUGUUGUCUCCUGUAUGGUUCUGAGUUAUAAGAUUUCCUAUCCAAAACCUACUGCCAAAGGGAUCUUCCACUGGCUUUCUUCUCAAAGAGAAGUCGCCUGUUGUGGACACCUUCUCACAACCCCCAACACAUCUGUGCUCCUUUUUCUUGAAUACCAGUAGGUCCACAAUCUUCACAUGCACAGAGUACUUCCUGGUAUUGAACAGGAUGGAGUAGCCAGCUGCUGAUGGGGCUCAGUUUGUCUACACUGGAGCCAUAGGAUUGAGAUGAUUUGCAAAUAACAUUGUAUUUCCAGAUUGUGCACACCUCUUAGCAUGCACGAGUGAGCACAGUGUUGAUCCAUUAUAAUUAUCAGCCAUCUUGAAACCAAUUUAAACUGACUACAUACAAGCUCUAUGCUAAUGCACUACAGAGCACUGAAAUUCACUGACUCGCAACAUGAGGUUGUUGUGAUCACCACAUGAGGUUUGCAGUGGUGUUUGUCUUGAUUCAUUUAAUAUCUUGUCUCCCUCCCUAUCUCAUCAGAACCAAAAAUGAAGGGGAACGAGGAUGACCUCAAGUGUCCUCUGUGUAAGAGAGAUCUUGCCAUCGCAAAUUUGUCCAAUCAUUGCUGGGGUAAUCGAAAAGCAGCCUUGAGAAUAAAAGGCGCUUUUGCAAUGUCAAGCUUUUGUUCUGAUCUGUAUAAAGUUGUGGUUACUACAGAGUCCUAUGAAAUAUGUGGUGAAUAUUUGCAGCAAAAUGUAGCUUGUGUAUGUGUGUGAGAGAGAAGCAUAUUCCAUCACAUUGGUUCACCCAGAUGAGUUGAUGUAUCUCAGCAAAACUGCCUAGAGAUGUAUAUAUCGGGAGUAUAAAAAUAUGAUGGAUGAAUGAAUGAAUAAAUAAAUAAACAAAUAAAUAAUUUCCCUGGGGCUUUGCAAAUCAGUUUGUGAAACCAUCUUACAAGAUUUUGGACAUGCUUUUACCAAAGGGCACUAGUCGUAUAGAUUGGGUACGGAAGCAGGUGAUUGCUUUAUGGAAAGGGGUGAAUGUUAUUUGCCUUUGCUUUUUGCAGGCAAAAUAAUCAUCGUAGGUUGUUCAUUUCAGCAAGGAAGGGGAACACUAUGGCACAGUGACUUCAAAGAACAAAGCUAUACUGUAUUUUUGAAAUGUGAAUGGAGAGGAUAGCCUUUUGCUGCUGUUGCCAACUUCUUCUUUAAAAUAACUAUAUGCAAUGAGAUUGGCUUUCUCUUGAGAACAUUCUUGAGCCAGAUUUUGGGAUGCGGUUGGAGGCAAAACAAGCUUACAAUUUUUGAUGGUUCACUUCCCCUCUUGCUUCUCUCACAGAGGAAUCUUCCCCUCCAAACAGGGGCGUAACAAGGUUGGAGUGGGUCCAGACAAGAUUUUAAAAUCCCCCCCGCCCGAAGCUCAGCUCAUGAAGUAAAAAAAUCUUAAAUGAGGCUGAAUAGUGGUAACAAAAAGCAUAGUGUGCGGCUGGGGGAGUCAGUCAUGUGUCAUGCCUUUGGGGGCCCCUCCAAAGCAGUGGGCCCCCAGACAACUGUCUCCCCUUGCCCUAUUAUAGUUACGCCCCUGCCUCCAAAGGUCCCCUGGGUAGUGGUGUUUCCAGGCGCAUUCUGGUGAAUAGAAAUGGGAGGACUGUGGCUGCUAUCAAUAAGCCCCCUCUUAUACCUUGCAUCCCACUCUUCAGGCUUUCCAAAAUGCACCGCCAACUUCACCAUCUCCAAAUGGGGCCCCAGGAAUAUUCAGACUAAUUGUUUAGCUUGGGUUUUUCCCCUUUAAUUGCCUCCCCAGUGAGCGAGUCGUAGUUUGGUUAAAUUAUACAGAGUGAACAUGGAAAGAGAACCCAGGGCACUUUUUCAUGGCUUCAGUACAAUUCCACCACAUUGGAGAUUCUGCAUGUGCAGACCAACUGCAGAAGCUUCUACAGCUUCACUCUUAGAGCAUGAGACCUGAGCAGCAGUCUCCCUCUCUUCCUGGGUAAAGAUGUUUUCCUGCCUUUUGACUGGUGUCAGUAUUUUGUUAGGUGUUUCUGCCCUCCUCUGAGAUCGUUUGAACUGAGCGGUGUGUGUAGUUGUUACAAAAGUGGAAUAAGAAAAGGCUGGAAUUAUCCUAGGGAGAAGAGAGUUAUAACUGGGACUGUGGGAGAUGUGAGGAGUCUUAUUUCAGUGGGGUCAGUAUUGUACCUAGAGAUUUUCAUACAAAUAAAGCAGGAGGUGUGUGUCUGUAGGACUCGGCAAGGACCCACACACAGAGACAGAUCGGCUUUUCCCGUUUUGUUUAAUGAAUGGGAUAAGACCAGGCUAUACGAGUGUUUUUCUUUCAAAGCAGUACAGAUAUUCUUGCACUGUAUUUUCUUGUUCAGGGUACAGCAAGUGGCAACCUCUUAGGGUUCAUGCUUAAUUUCAUGCUAUGAUUCAACUUAAAACAGAUCCUUUAUGAACUGCAACUCUCCUAUGAUUCCCUCCGCAAUCAGGCUUUCAUUGUACAUACUAUAAUUCAAGGUACCUAAUGUAUCUUGCCCAAAUAUAUUUAUUGAGAUUAUCCUUUUAGAGCUUUCUAUCCCUUUUGUUUUUCUGAUUUAACACUAACGACCCCUCCUAGUUGAUCAAUUGCUUUCCCCCUCUGUUAGUAUGUGCCUUCUGUUCAAUUACCCUGAGCAUGUUUUAUGUUAAUGCAGCAAAUCUGUACAUGUUGGAGAUUUUACACUCUUGAACGUGGAAGUUUCUAUUCUAUGUCUCUUGAUAGACUGUGAUGCCAGCUUAACAAUGUCAUUAAUUUGUUGUACCAAAGUACCUGUGGCUUUAAAACUAUAUAUAAUUGUCAAAUUUUAUUCACUGGUGUCUGGGUUUGUAUAAUAUGGUCAAGGAAUGUAAUCCUGUGAUUUCAUUUCUGCACUGUUCUUUUGAAAAUUAGAGAAUACAUUUUUAAUCAGU